GAAUGUUAAAAAUCAUUUUUGCCUGUAAUUGGAAAAAAUAAGAUAUUUAAUUUAAAAAAAGGCAUAAGGUAAUAUUAGUGGGGAAGGCAUUAGCUGAGAGCACCCAGAAAGACCUCAUAUAGAAGUUGGCGCUUGAGCAAACAAUUUUCUCUUUUGAAAAUGGAACUUAUAAAAAAAAAAGAAAAUGGAACUUAUAAAAUAACUUCUUUUUUUCUGAAUAUGAAGAUCAGUGAAUUUUAACAUUUUUUCCUUCUUUCAGCUUCUUUUACUCAGAAGACAAGAUAUGAAACCAAGAAGUCAAUUUCAAAGGAAGGAAAUUCUAUGAGAGAGUCAUCCAAGAAGAGAUUCACAAAAGAUGCUCUCUGGUAUACAAAGUUUGAAGAAACUUGGAAUUGUGAUAUCGGGUUAGCCAAACAGAAAGGCAGUAUAGAGAGACAAUAUUGGGAGAGAGAGUAUUGGCAAUCAACAGUCACUCAUAGAAAACCUUUUAAUGAGUUGAAUGUUCAUGACUUUGGAAGGAAGUUCAAUCUUGUGUCAGGUCUUCCACAGCAGACAGUUCUAAUGAGAAAAAGUUUCCAUAAAUAUACAGUUGAAAAAAAUUUUGAGCGUUUUUCAGAACUAAGUAAAUAUAGUAAACAUUCUUUGGAAAAAGCACUUUCUAAGUAUAGUAAGUGCAGAAAGCCCUUCAGUUACCAUUCAGACCUCAUUCAAUAUCAUAGGAUACAUUUGGGAGAGAUACCCUGUAAAUGUAAUGAAUGUGGGAAAACCUUUAGCAACAACUCAUGCUUAACUGUACAUCAAAGAAUUCAUACUGGGGAGAAACCCUAUAAGUGUAAUGAAUGUGGGAAAACUUUUAGCCAGAAAGGGAACCUUAAUACACAUAGGAUAAUUCAUACUGGACUGAAACCUUUUAAGUGUCAUCAGUGUGAGAAAGCCUUUGGCAACAAUUCAUCCCUUAUUCUUCAUCAAAGGAUUCAUACUGGUGAGAAGCCCUUUGAAUGUAAUGUAUGUGGAAAAGCUUUUAGCCAGAGAGGAUAUCUUAAGCAACAUGUUCAAGUCCACACUGGAGAGAAGCCCUUUGAAUGUGAUGAAUGUAGAAAAGCUUUCAUCAAUAAUUACCACCUGACUCGACACCAAAUCAUUCAUACUCGAGAGAAGCCUUAUGUAUGUAAUAAAUGUGGCAAUGCCUUCAGCCAGCAAGAGUACCUUAAGAAACAUAAGAGAAUCCACACUGGGGAGAAGCCCUUUGAAUGUAACGAAUGUGGUAAAGCCUUCUGUGACAAUCACCAACUAACUCGACCCCAAAGCAUUCAUACUCGAGAGCGGCCUUAUAUAUGUAAGAAAUGUGGACAAGCUUUCAGAAACCGUUCCCACCUUAGUGAGCAUCAGAGAAAUCAUGCUCAAGGGAAACCCUAUAAAUGUAACGAAUGUGGCAAAGACUUCAGGCACAGCUCAUCUCUUGUACAACAUCAGAGGAUUCAUACUGGAGAGAAACCAUUUCAGUGUAAUGAAUGUGAGAAAGCUUUCAGCCAGAGGGGAGAUCUGAAUAAACACAGGAAAAUUCAUACAGGAGAGAAACCUUUUCAGUGUCACGAAUGUGGGAAAGCUUUUAGUCAGAGAAAGUAUCUGACUGAACACCAGGAAAUUCAUUCCCAAGAGAAAUCCUAUAAAUGUAAUGAAUGUGGGAAAGCUUUCAGCCAGAAGAAGUAUCUUACUGAACAUCAAGGAAUUCAUUCACGAGAAAAACCUUUUAGAUGUAAUGAAUGUGGGAGGAAUUUCAGCCAAAGGAAAUUCUUUAUUAACCAUCAGAGAAUUCUUCAUCCUCAAGAAACACCCCGUCAAUGCAGUGAAUGUGGAGAAGUCUUCAGCAACAUUGCAUCCUUUAUUGAUCAUCAGAGAACUCAUAUUGGAGAGAAACCCUUUCGAUGCAAUGAAUGUGGAAAAGCCUUCAGCAACAAUUACCGCCUUAAUCAACAUCAAAGAAUUCAUACUGGAGAGAAAUCUUAUGUAUGUAAUGAAUGUGGGAAGGCUUUCAUUCAGAGAAGAGACCUGACUAAGCAUCAGAGAAUUCAUACUGGAGAGAAACCUUUUCAGUGUAGUGAAUGUGGAAAAGCUUUCAACCGUAGUGGAAACUUUAAGCAACAUCAGAGAAUUCAUACUGGAGAGAAACCUUUCGAAUGUGAUGAAUGUGGAAAGACCUUCAGGCAGAGGCAAAACUUCACUACACACAAAAAAACUCAUACUGGUGAAAAACCUAGUGAGAUAUAAUUAAUUAUCUGGGGAAAGUUCUUAGCUUAGAGGAACAUCCAAAGAAUAUCAGAGAAUUCAUGCCAGAAAUUUCUAUAAAUGUAAUGAAUUUGAAAGUCUUCAACGUGUACUCAUUCUUUCUUAGUAAAUAGGAAAGAAUUAAUAUUGAAGCAAGACUAUAAGUAUAAUUGACCAUGAAAAAAAUGUGGAUGGUAAUUCAUGUUCCAUCAGAGACUUGAACCCAGAAUCAAAAAUAUAAUAAUACAGAAGAAACUACAUAAAGACUUGUAAAUUGUGAAAUUCUAGAGUCAAGAUCUCAGAUUUUGUAUUAAACUGUAUGAUUGUUUUCUUAAGA
Messenger RNA from Antechinus flavipes (yellow-footed antechinus), 2602 nucleotides. RefSeq names its product zinc finger protein 883-like. NCBI's taxonomy places the organism in Eukaryota, Metazoa, Chordata, Mammalia, Dasyuromorphia, Dasyuridae. Gene Ontology annotation, cellular component: nucleus. The coding region runs from base 322 to 2268 and encodes 648 amino acids. Gene Ontology annotation, molecular function: RNA polymerase II cis-regulatory region sequence-specific DNA binding; DNA-binding transcription activator activity, RNA polymerase II-specific. The transcript has a single exon. The record is from RefSeq and is a predicted model, not a curated record. Gene Ontology annotation, biological process: regulation of transcription by RNA polymerase II.